AUGUCCCAACCCAGAUUCACUUCCACAAUCUUCCUUUUUCUCACACUUCUCCUCAUUCACACACAUCUCCCAAUCUCCACUUCCCUCUUAUCAACUACUGUUAACCUCAAUCUGUUGCAAAACACUGAAAUGGAUCAUCAUCCAGUAAUCACUAAAAGGGUUUGUACAAAAACCAUUGAAGAUUGUUUCACUGAAUCUGAGUUAAUGGAUUCAGAGAGUAAUAGAAGAGUUUUGGCAAUGCAGAAAAAGUACAUAAGUUAUGAUACAUUGAAGAGAGAUAUGGUUCCUUGUGAUAAAGCUGGUGCUUCUUACUAUAACUGUCAUCCAAGACAAGCUAAUCAUUAUAGUAGAGGUUGUGAGGUUAUUACUGCUUGUGCUAGAGGUUCUUAG
This is a messenger RNA of Trifolium pratense (red clover), 390 nucleotides long. RefSeq names its product protein RALF-like 24. The record is from RefSeq and is a predicted model, not a curated record. The transcript has a single exon. Lineage: Eukaryota; Viridiplantae; Streptophyta; Magnoliopsida; Fabales; Fabaceae. Bases 1 to 390 code for a protein of 129 amino acids.